Molecule: messenger RNA, 6425 nt
Organism: Sitodiplosis mosellana (orange wheat blossom midge)
Lineage: Eukaryota; Metazoa; Arthropoda; Insecta; Diptera; Cecidomyiidae
Gene: Zdhhc8
Product: palmitoyltransferase ZDHHC8
Exons: 12
Coding region: 2254-4569 (771 amino acids)
Biological process (GO): protein palmitoylation
Molecular function (GO): palmitoyltransferase activity
Source: RefSeq, a predicted model, not a curated record
AGUGCGAUGGCGACACCGUACAAAUUCGCCGCGCUCAUGUCAAACAUUUUUCAUUUCCAUGGCAUUUCUGUCACGACCAUUUUCACACAAUUUCUUUCAUUUUUCUGCUGCGAAAUAAAUCAAUGUCGAUUGCAUUGUCGGAUGAUGGGUUGUAAAUUUCGGUGGUUGUUCAUUUGUUUUGUAACGAUUUAAAAAGAAUUUCAUUGAAUAAUCGGUCGCAGGUGACGUUUAGCGAAUAGGCUUCAUACUUCAAUCAAGCAAAGCAGCACACGCACACAUGGACAGCGACAGAGGUCGAGACAAUUAAAUCCAGAUAGCGCAAAAGUAGUGAUAGUUGUGCAAAGAAGAAGAAGCAGCACAGAGACGGAGCACAGUAGAAACGAAAGAAAGAAAAGCAAUACUGUCGAAUGCUGAGUGUCUCGCAAAUAGACAUCUUUUUCUCACUCACAGCAAGACACACAAAACCAAAAAUCGAAUCGGAGAAAAAGAACGGGAACAUAAUUUUCCAUUUUCUAGCGAACCAAAAGAAACAAAUAAAAAGAAACCAUAGACGAAACGAAAUCAGAAGAACAAAUAUCAAAUUGCAGUGCAAUUCUGAAGUUCGUAGAUAAAUCGAAAGCUGGAUUUUGUGUUGCAAAUCAAAUCAAUUGUCGACGACUCUGUUUUUUUCUUCUUCUCGCUUGUUAAUGUGAAUCAUAGUCGACACAUAUUACAGAGAGAAAAAUAUUUCUUCGACAUUUGGUGCGUGUGUAUUUGUUUGUCUUAACUACAAAUUUGUUGGAAUCAAUGUAUUUUUAGUAUUUUAGAAGAAGAAGAGUAUCAUAUUUUGAAGUUCAUCGAAUUCGAUUUCGGUGUAGUAUCAAUCCGCAAGUGAAUCGAAAAAAAAGGAAUAAGAUAAGAAGCGAAAUGUCUUGUGUAUAUGUGUCACUAUCAACAUAAAUUAUGCGCUAUCAAGACGGGAACAAUCUGUCUCAAAACUGAAUUGUGAAAUGUGAAUAUUUCGUGUAAAAUUGCCAAUAAAUCUUAAGCAGUUAAGUGUGUGCGGUUGUUUUUUUUCGUUUCGUUUUUAUUUUCGCAAAUUAGAUAGAGAGCGAACGGAUGAACGUGAGUGAGAAAACGAACGAACAAAACAAAAAUGGAAAAAUGAACACAACUCCGCUAAGCAAUUAAUCCAAUUUUGAUUUUUUAAGCAAAUUCUGUGUUUUUUUUUAAAUUAACAUCGACCCAUUCAAUUUACACAUAGAAAUAGCAAGUCUAAUCUUCGGAAAUUAGUGCAAUUAAACGGAUUACAUGGAGAGAGAGAGAGAAAAAAGAAAUAUAUAUAUAUUCAUUGUGCAGUGGCUGGACUGAACCCCCGUGCUACGACGGAUGAGAAACACACCAAAUCGAAAUAUACAAAGUAGCAUCGAGAGCUCGUCGAAAAUAGCCUUUGGCUUAUUCUUUUGGUUGUUGCUCUGUUGUGUGUUGGCUAUUUAUUUUCUUCUGUGUGUUUUUUUUUCGUUCGUUCUUCUUUUUUCCAUCGUUUAUUUUAUAUUCGUCAAACGCUGUCGCGCAAACCGUAUGUUUAUUAACAUGUCUCUGGUGUUGUUCGCGGUCACAAAUCGUCAAUGUGUGUGCCGUGUGUCUAUCAAGUGUUGUGUGGUGGCAUAAGGAGUAUGCAUUUGUAGCUCUAUUUAUCGGCGAUACACCGAUCUAUGUGAACUGAAAAACAAGCAACUUGCUUGUGACUGCUCUGUUGCCGCCGCUUAAGGAAUAUCCAGUUACAUGGAGAAUUUAUUGUUGAUGUCGUUGCCGUCAUUGUCCGUGCUACCUUUUUAUUUUUUGCUCAUCUUUUAUUACCAUUCAAACCCAUCAAAUACGAGAUCCAUUCGACACAAUCCUAUGUGUGCAGUACAAUCACAAUAACAUAAACAACAACAUUCGCCAAAUAGCAGAAAGCACAUGAAAAAGUGUGUACGGCGAGAGAGAAUUUCAUCGCUGCAAUAACCGAAUUUAACCACACCGAACAUUAUCAUCUUAACCCGUUUGCAAACGCAUCGACAAUUUACGUCGUCGCAUUCGACGUAUUCCAGUAGUUUAGUGUUUUAUAAUCGUAAAAAAAAGAAAGAGAUACGACAACAGAAUACAACUAAAAAUAACUGCAAUAAAUAUUUGAAAGAAAAAAUAGAGAGAGAGAGAGAGAGAGAGAGGAAGAGAGUUUGAGUGAGUGUUUCGAGCAAAGCAACCAAACAGAAACAAAAUUGUGUACACAAAAUGCCGAAAUGUAGCCUGAAAACGAGGUACAUACCAGCCACAUUUGCAUGGCUUUUACUGCUUGGAACCACAGUCGCCUUUUUCUAUUAUCCAUGUCAAUAUUAUAUAUAUAAGCAUCCAUGGGUACCUGCAUAUCAAGGCGUGAUAACGUUUUUUGUAAUAGCAAAUUUCACGCUGGCCACGUUCAUGGACCCUGGAGUUAUCCCCAAAGCACCACCUGAUGAGGAUAAAGAAGACGAAUUUCGAUUUCCAUUGUACAAAAAUGCCGAAAUCAACGGCAUUACGGUGCGAAUGAAGUGGUGUGUAACGUGUAAAUUUUAUCGGCCGCCACGAUGUUCACACUGUUCCGUGUGUAAUCAUUGUAUUGAGACUUUUGACCAUCACUGCCCAUGGGUGAACAAUUGCAUCGGUCGACGGAACUACAGAUUCUUCUUCUUUUUUCUGAUAUCGUUGUCCAUUCAUAUGAUGAGCACCUUUUUGCUCUGUCUCUUUUACGUUUUACAUCAUAAGAAAGAUUUAGCUCAACCAGCGUCCAUUGUAGCCAUUGUUUUAAUUGCCAUCGUAAUUGUGCUAGCCAUUCCAAUAUUCGGUCUAACUGGUUUCCACAUGGUGUUGGUGUCGCGGGGGCGAACAACAAACGAACAAGUGACUGGUAAAUUCAAAGGUGGCUACAAUCCAUUCUCACGAGGAUGCUGGCAUAAUUGUUGUUACACGCAAUUCGGUCCGCAAUAUCCAAGUUUGAUGAAACCGCAGAAGUAUGCGGCAUGCCGUUCAACGAAAGAAAACCAAACGAUUAGCACCAUUACAAAUGAAGAGCAAAGGCACACUGGUAAUAAUGCAGUUCAGCAUUCAGGUAUUUAUGAAGUCGACCAAUCGACACAAGUGAAAACCUAUACCGACCAUGGGAACGGCUACGGCCAACGAUCGGGCGGAACAACUCAUUACAGCAAGCUUUCACCGGGACGUGAAUGCUCCGACACUGAUAUGGAUCCACAGGGUACUCAAAGCCAAGAUUGUGAGCCAACGCCACCGUUGCAACGGCAUAAUUCAAACUUUUAUCUACCUCCAAUCGAAGGCGAAUCACCGCGUCACGUUCGAAUGUAUCAUGCACGUCAUAGUCCACAUGCCAGACAAAGGGGCCUUGAUGUAUCACGUGGAUACAAUCCAGAUGCACUAUCACCCGAUCAAAUGAUGACCGGACCGAAUGCAAUGCAACAACAGGGUUCAGCUAUCCGAAUGACCUCGGCAACACCAACCAUGCAACAGCGUAUCAAAGCUCUCGGUGUUGCAACUCCAAUAGCUCUAUCUAGUCCUGUUCGAAGAUCAAAUCCUGGGACACCUACUCAACCACGACGCCCAGACUUCAUUGGCGUAAGCAAUUCCAAUCAAAUGCCUAAUAAUAUGAUGAAUAUUCAUCAGCAGCAACAGCAACAACAGCAGCAAAUGAUGUAUCCGCAUACGUUAGGAAAGCAGCAGCAGCAACAGCACGAGAAUCAAAUUCCCGGUGUUCAUCGUCAGCAGCAGGUGCAAAAUCAAUCAGUUUAUGGUAGUCCACAACGAAGAUUUCUUAGUGAAGGUGAAUUAGUGCGACAAGGUGCUGAAUUAUCUUAUGCCCGAUCAAAUAAUACCGUAGAUAAUAUAAGAGAGUUAGCGAGUAGUCCACAGCAUGGUGUUUACAUGUGGAAAGACAAUUCACCCGGCUACAAUAACGGUCAAACCGUCGGCCCACAAUUUCCCGGAGCACAACAGCAGCAGCAGCAGCAGCAACAACAACACAGCAACAUGAAUAUGCAUCACGAAUACAUGCGAGCCGCUCAACAAAUGCCACCACCGCCAGGCCAUAUGGUGACCCAACAACAGCAUUACGUACCAAAUAACAUGCAACACGAUUACAGUGUUGGCCGUCAUCGAUCGAAUCCGACUAGUCCGACACAGCAACACGGGAAUGUUGCCAACAAUAAUGCUCAACGAUUUAAUCAAGUGCCGAUCACAACAACAGCUGGUGGUUAUCAUCCGGCGUUAAGAGGUGGCGUCCCCGUGUUCCCACCACAGCCACAACCAUCACCGCAAGGCAAACGAAAAGCAACACCAACGCGUCCGAUUUCAUUUGUGCGUGCACUCGAAAUGGCCGACUCCAUGGAAAUGCAAGCAAUGACUUCUGAUCAAAAAUCGGGCGGUGCGAUCAAAAACAACGGAAUGAUCAGCUCAAGUGCAAUAAACAAUAAUGCUGGCAAUCAAUCGAAUACUCAAAAAACCACUACACCAACUCCCGAUCGUGCUAGUGUUUAUGAUGUUAACUAUGAAAUCUCCGUAUAGUUUUUGAAUUUGAUGUCCAAGCGAUAGAAUAAUACACUCACACGAAUUAUGUAAACAAAACACCUAGAAGUUAAACACAGAAAAACCAACCUAAAUGAAAAAAAAAACAAGACUCUUGUGAAUUAUUAUGAAUUAAAUGUUUUAAAUGGAAUCAAAUUCUAUCUCGUGAUCAUCAAAUAGCAAUGUCCUACAUUUAUGCAUCGCAUUCAUACACCGACCAGAUAUAGAUAAAUGUGCUUUCGAGACAACAGCAAACAACAAAUCGACCCCUAGCAAAGAAAAAAAACAACACUCACAUACACACAGAUACAAUGUGACGUGUGUGCGCCCCCCUGAAAUCGAAAGUCUUCAGCUGUCAUUUUUGUAGAAAUUAAGUGAAUAUGUAAAAAUAAGCAUAAAAAACAGCAGUUCUUUGUAAGAAGUCAAUCUAUAGAAGAACAUAAUCAAUGUAUAAAAUAAUCUAGAUAAAUGUGAAAUGUGAGAAACAACAAUGAAGAAGAAAGAAACCAAUGAGGUGAGGCGGCAAAAAGGCAGAAGAUGACGUUAUUUCAUAUCUUUGCAAUAGCAAAAAAAUGAUAGUUCACUGUUUUUUUGUUUGUUUUUUUCUUUGUGUUCGAUGAGACUUUGAUUUUCAAAGUCAAUUUUGUAUUUGUUGGUAGGUUGAGUUAUGAACGGCUGUCGCCCAUUCAGUACGACACAAAGUCAUUUGAUAGAUGAUUUUUUUUCGCCACCACCCAAAAAUAAAUAAGAACGUAGAAACUGUGUUUAUGUACAUAAAAAGAAGUGGAAACACCUUUCAUAUAGUUCAUGUCAUGGAAGUUUAUGUCAAGAUGAAAUGAUAUAUAUAUAUAUUUUUGUGAAAUGAAGAACAAAUUAAUUCAUGUUACGUUCCCGUUUGAGCUACUCCUCUUUGUGAAAACCGUCUCUUCUAUAUUCACUUCGAAAGAAUCGCAAAGCACUAAAUAUCUAGCUACAGAAUGAAACUAAUGCAAUUUAUGCACUCAUAAUAGAUUCAAUGGAGAAAUAGAGAAAUGCUAACGAAAGUCAAUCGUCCGUCCGAUAUGAUCUUUCAUUCUGUCUUUCUUCAUCUUGAUGCGAUCACAUCAAAAUUCUUGUGAUCCCCUACCACACACAAACCUUACUAAUUCAUGUUUUGUUUUUGUUCAAUUGUGUGUUUCAGACUUCAGUUAACUUAUUCUUUGUUAAAAUAAAUUAUUUUUUAAACUCCUUAUUAGGAAAAAAGAAAAACGAAAAGAAGAAGAAAAAACAAUGAAAAAUCAAUCAAAUCCUAUCUAUAAUAUGUAAAAUGUUCAAAGAAUGUAACAAACAAAACGGUAAAUUUGUUAGUUUUCAUUAAUGUUUAGUCAAAAUGGUGUUUUGUUUGUUUCUUCCUCCGUUCUUUUGUUUAUCUAAUGGCUUUAUGUUUUUAAGGUGCAUCGCGUUUUUUGUUCUCUAUUUUCUUUUCUAAAAUCGUGUUCAUCCAAACGGAUGUUCAACACUCAUUUUUCUAUUUACACAUUGAUUCAAAUAGCAGUCGUGAAACCCAGACAACAAUUUUUCAAAACGGAAAGGGAAAAAGAGAAAGAAAAGGGGAAAAAACAGUUGCGUAUUUACAAAAUGAGAUGAAAAUUCCGUGGACAUAACCAUUCUUCAUUCGAAUAGCAAUCAUUUUAAAGUUGUUAUUGAAUUAGAAACAUUAUUAUGGGACUAGAUAGCAAAGUAAAUAGACAAUUACACGUACAUUCACUGUAAAAUUGCAUUUAAAAGAAAUAAAGAGAAAAAGAAAUUAAUGAUUUGUAUAACAAACAGAAACAACAACAACAAAAUUCAUCGAUUGUCAUUAAGAUUUUUUUUUU